Phyllopteryx taeniolatus (common seadragon) is the source of this 3980-nucleotide messenger RNA. RefSeq names its product fructose-1,6-bisphosphatase 2 (gene fbp2). The record is from RefSeq and is a predicted model, not a curated record. Gene Ontology annotation, molecular function: fructose 1,6-bisphosphate 1-phosphatase activity. Gene Ontology annotation, cellular component: cytosol; cytoplasm. The transcript has 8 exons. Bases 526 to 1539 code for a protein of 337 amino acids. Lineage: Eukaryota; Metazoa; Chordata; Actinopteri; Syngnathiformes; Syngnathidae. Gene Ontology annotation, biological process: fructose 6-phosphate metabolic process; fructose 1,6-bisphosphate metabolic process; gluconeogenesis.
UGACAUUUAAGCUCAAAGGUCAGCAGAAGUUCAGGCAGCACCAAUGAACUUUAAUGCAAAUGCUCCCCAAAAAAACUUCUCGUUUUGACGACUCUGACGCUGCAAUUUUACAGGAUCUCUGUGAAAAAAGGCCCUGGAGAAUGUUGGAAAGGAGAUACAAGUGGUCCCAAGUUUCAAACCCGACACUUACUUCUACCGCCUUGUUGUUUUGAAAGCAGUCAUCGCCGUCUGGCAACUAUUCUAUGUCACACCAGACUUCAUCACGUGCUGUAUUGCUUUUUGGAACACAGACACAGCCAUCCUGCCCUUGCUGGGUUCUGUGUAAAACUUAAAGUUGGAGAAAACACGUCGAGCAUCAAGGCACUGCAACCGACACCCGACACCACACAUGCACACACACACACCCACACACACACACACACACGCACACGCACACGCACACAAAUAUAGAUCCCCCUGAAUCUCCCUUCACUUUGCUUCUUCCACUCACCCGAGCUAGGACUCUAACUCGCACCGGGAAGCACCAUGUCGGAGCAAUCGACCUUCGACACAGACGUGUGGACGCUGACCCGUUUCGUCACGGAGACGGGCCGCCAGGCCAAGGGUGCGACGGGCGAACUGACGCAGCUGCUCAACGCCAUGAUGACCGCCAUCAAGGCCAUCUCCUCGGCCGUGCGCAAGGCCGGCCUGGCCCACUUACAGGGCAUGGCGGGCUGCGUGAACGUGACGGGGGACGACGUGAAGAAGCUGGACGUGCUGUCCAACGACCUGGUGGUCAACAUGUUGAAGGCCUCCUACAGCACCUGCUGCAUGGUCUCCGAGGAGGACAAGAGCCUCAUCGUCACGCCCAAAGACAAGAGGGGUAAGUACGUGGUGUGUUUUGACCCUCUGGACGGCUCCAGCAACAUCGACUGUCUGGCUUCCAUCGGCACCAUCUUUGCUGUCUACAAACGAUUGACCGAGGGCGAGCCCACCGAGGAGGACGCCCUCCAGCCGGGCAGCAGCAUGGUGUGCGCCGGUUACGCCCUCUACGGCAGCGCCGCCUUGGUGGCCCUCAGCACCGGCGCCGGUCUCAACUUUUUCAUGCUGGACCCAGCCAUCGGCGAAUUCAUCCUCACCGAGAGGAACGUGAAGAUCAAGCCCAGAGGGAAGAUCUACAGCUUGAACGAGGGCUACGCCAAGUACUUCCACCCGUCCGUCAACCACUACAUCCACCACAAGAAGAACCCUGAGGACGGCGGUGCCCCGUACGGCGCUCGCUACGUGGGCUCCAUGGUGUCCGACGUCCACCGCACCAUCGUGUACGGCGGCAUCUUCAUGUACCCGGCCAACCAGAAGAACCCGGAAGGGAAGCUGCGUCUGCUAUAUGAGUGCAACCCAAUCGCCUUCCUGGUUGAGCAGGCGGGGGGCGUGGCCACGACGGGUACCCAGAGGGUCUUGGACGUGCGGCCUCGGGCCCUCCAUCAGCGGGUGCCCUUCGUGGUGGGCUCACCCGAUGACGUCAACGAGUAUUUGGCCUUUGUCCACAAAUACCAGUAGAGAGUGGGAGUUUCUGUGCGUGUUUUAUACUCAGCGGGCCUCCGGACUUCCGUACUUUGACAAAUAAAAGGCUUGGAGUUGGUCUGCUUUUCCACAGGAACUCAUUUUUUCACAAAGAAGAAAUGAGCGUCCAAGUUUUUCUUGGUGAUACAUUGUGGUUGGUUCUUGCCAAUGUAAAAAAAAAAAAAAAAAAAAAAAAAGCAUCUUUUUACGUAAAACUUAAAUGUGUGUACUUUAGCCUACAUUAUUUUUAAAUCCCAUUCUCAAAUAUAUAUAUUUUGCAAGUUGUGUUUUUUAAUCAUAAAUAUUUUGUGCUUUUUAUUGGUUAAAUUUGAAUUGACUUUUGACAAAAUUGUUUUAGUUUCAAUUAAAUGGUGACUUGCUAACAGUUAUGGGCUACUUAUUGUGAAUUUUGUGUAUUUAUCCAAACGAAACUUUUUUUGUCUUUUGACAAUUUCUGUUGUCCUGUACUCAGAGUAAACAUUCUUUGGCGGUGAGUAAAAUUUUCACAUUUUCUUCCUCUUUUUAUCAAAAAUAUAUGUGUUGGUUUUGGCCAUUUGGCAUUUUCAGCAAAAAUGUGUUUCUCAGAAGUUUUUCUUCUCAUACAAUAUAUUUUUGUCUUGGGCUAGUUUGAUAACUUUUGUGUCUUUUCCAAGGAAAGAAAGUAUUGUUUUAUAGCCAAUUGUGUCUUUGUGUGAAAUGGCUUUUGUGAAUGUUUCUCUUCACCCAAUGGUUUACUAAUAAAUGGUGUGUGUGUGUGUGUGUGUGUGUGGGGGGGUGGUCUGUCAAAAUUAAUUUUGGUGGUCAAAUUAAGUUUUAUGUCAAUUUAUUAUUCAGCAAAAAUUGUUCUUCAGUAUUUGUUUUUAUCCAAACUAUCUUUUUUAGGCAAGAAUUCAGAAUUUGUCCUUUUCUAGAAAAGUCACAUUUUUUUACUGUUUCAUUAACUAAUUUGCCGAAAUGAGUUUCUUCCGCAGGGUAUCCGGGCUCUCCCUUAGAGAUAGGGUGUGAAGCUCGGUCAUCCGGGAGGAUCUCAGAGUAGAGCCGCUGCUCCUCUACAUCGAGAGGAGGCAGAUGAGGUGGCUGGGGCAUCUGAUUCGGACGCCUCCCUGGUGAGGUGUUUCGGGCACGUCCCACCGGGAGGAGACCCCAGGGACGACCCAGGACACGCUGGAGAGACUACAUCCUGCGGCUGGCCUGGGAACACCUCGCGAUCCCCCCGGAAGAGCUGGAUGAAGUGGCUGGGGAGAGGCUAGUCUGGGCGUCCCUGGUAAAGCUACUGCCCCCGCGACCCGACCUCGGAUAAGCGGUAGAAAAUGGAUGGACGGAUGGAUGGAUAGCUAAUUUGAAAGGUUUUUUUUCAAAUCUGAAAUGCAAAACAUUUGUUUUCAGCAAGAAAAAGAGGGUUAACUUGGAGAAACAAAAUCCAUCUAUUUGAACGAAGGCUACAAACAGUGUUUCACACCUUUAAUGGAUGACAUCAAAUGUAACAUAAAUUUUAUUUAUUUUUUUUAAAAACAUUUACAAGCCCAAAAGGGUUCCCAUUUACUGAGUAGCAGCAUAUGUACAAAUAAUAAGAAUAAAAGACAACAACUAAAAUUUAUUUCAUAAAAAUUGGCAUUAAAACCAGCGUCCUUUCCCUAAAAAUGAUAAUUUGUUGGCUAAAAUCAAAAUCCUUUGCUUCCACAUGAUUGCUAGUCAUUUGAAAAAAAAUGACUAGAUGGCACUCCGGCUCCAGUCAUCAGACCAGCGGGUAGCUGGCGGCGGUGGCGAUCCCGCAGUGGUUCUUGCGGUCUUUGGCCAUGUAGAUGUAGCCUUUAUCACCCCACUUCUCGCUCCAGCUGCACGAGCGCAAACGGGUCAGCGACAUGACGCUAGCAAACAACUUUAGCGCCGGCAUUUAUCAUCACCCACCUGUUCUUGACGAUCCAGUACUUCCUGCCGUCCACAUCUUGCCCCUCGAAGCCGUAGCCCACCACUAGCACGCCGUGGUCGAGCUCCUCGCUGCUGCACUCUUUCUCAAAGUAGAUGCCUAAAAAAACAAAACAUGUUUGAUUGUCUAGAUCUUUUUCUUUAUAUUCAAAAGCAUGUUUUUAUCCAUUCAUUUUCUGAACCGCUUCUCCUCACUAGGCUCGCAGGCAAGCUGGAGCCUAUCCCAGCUAUCUCCGGGCGAGAGGCGGGGCACCAGCACGCCCACGAGCCUAGUGACGAUAAACUGUUAAGAAAAUGGAUUGAUGAAUAUUAUUGUUCUUCAGCAUCAUUUCGUAAACAAAAGUUAUGACUACAUUGUAAUUUUUUUUGCAUCCAAAAUAUAUAUUUGACCAAAUUUUGUGAUUUUCUUUUCAGCCAAAACUUUUCAAAUCAAUGGUUUUUUUUUCUUUUCAACUGAAACUAACUAAAUUGUGUGAUUGUUUUUAUUUUAAUAAAUAAAAUAAAUAAAUGUA